Messenger RNA from Hordeum vulgare subsp. vulgare (domesticated barley), 990 nucleotides. RefSeq names its product beta-glucosidase 32-like. The coding region runs from base 1 to 990 and encodes 329 amino acids. The record is from RefSeq and is a predicted model, not a curated record. Gene Ontology annotation, molecular function: beta-glucosidase activity. The transcript has 11 exons. NCBI's taxonomy places the organism in Eukaryota, Viridiplantae, Streptophyta, Magnoliopsida, Poales, Poaceae. Gene Ontology annotation, biological process: carbohydrate metabolic process.
AUGGUUCGACCUCUUCAUUUGACACGCACAGCCUCCCCUCAUCUAUCUGCCCUGAGCGUCGUUCGUCCCCAUCUCUCCUCCGCUGCCAUCACCCAUCUCAUCUCCCGCUACCUUCAUCUCUCCACCAUCACUGCUGCACGGUUGGCAUUGCAGCUCCAGGCCGUGAUCAUGGCGCCGCCGCUCGUCGUUCUCCUCCUCCUCCUCUGCCUUGCCGUCUCGUCGAGAGACGCCGCCGUGCUAACCCGCCGUGACUUCCCCGACGGGUUCAUCUUCGGCGCGGGCACCUCGGCCUUCCAGGUGGAAGGGGUUGCUGCAGAAGAUGGGAGGAAGCCCAGCAUCUGGGACACCUUCACCCAUCAAGGUUACUCCUAUGAUAAAUCUACCGCAGAUGUUUCAGCAGAUCAGUAUCAUCAUUACAAGGAUGAUGUAAAACUUAUGUAUGAGAUGGGUUUAGACGCAUACAGAUUCUCCAUCGCAUGGCCCCGGCUUAUACUAGAUGGAAGAGGAGAGAUCAAUCCAAAGGGCCUGGAGUACUACAACAACUUAAUAGAUGAGCUGAUACGUCAUGGCAUACGACCUCAUGUCACAAUCUACCAUUUCGAUCUCCCCCAGUCCCUUCAGGAUGAAUAUAAUGGACUGCUCAGCCCCAGAUUCAUAGACGAUUACACCGCGUAUGCUGAAGCCUGCUUUGAGAGCGCAUUCAAUAUGAAGCAGAGGGACUACUAUGCCGACGCAUACGCCAUCGCAAAUCCGUACAACGCUAUCCAAGAGGUAUUUAAAGGGGAAUCUGCUGUCGUGAUGAAAAAACCGGUUCACAUGGAAAAACCUCUACCUCCCCGUCCUCGUCCCUCUCUUCUCCUCCCCCUAUCUCUCUGCCUCGCCCACGUCUCGCCUCUCCCGUAUCGGCGGACCGGAUUUCAAACCCGCGUCAGGUCGACGAGGGCCAGGUCUUCGCCGCCACCGCUCCCCUCGAUCCAUCGGCGUGCCUGA